This is a messenger RNA of Caenorhabditis auriculariae, 2444 nucleotides long. Lineage: Eukaryota; Metazoa; Nematoda; Chromadorea; Rhabditida; Rhabditidae. The record is from the annotation of a GenBank genome assembly.
AUGACGGAGAACAAAAAAAUUGCCAUCGUGGGAAGGUGAGAGAGAACUCGUUGACGCCGUCCAACAAGGAUUUAUAGCGGCCUAAUCGGCUCGAGCUGGGCGUCGUUGUUUCUCAGCGGGGGCUACAAGGUCGUGCUCUACGACGUCGGCGAGGCGCAGCUUCAGACCUCAUUGAAGCAUGUCCACGACAACCUCGUCAAGCUCGACGUGUGUCAUCAGGCGCUUGAGCGGUUGUCAGAAGCUCUUUCCAGGAGAAGGGCCUUCAACGUGGAGUUUUAACCGCCGAAGAGGCGUUCCGCAACGUUUCCACGACGACAGACUUGGCCGAAGCUUUGCGCGAUGCUUUCUAUGUACAGGUAAUAGCUCCCGGGGUAUAUGAAAUGAAAAAGAGGGUUCCUCUCUAGGUUUUUAGGGUCGCCUUAUUCUGGUAAAACUUGGGUUGAAAUAACUUACUUGAGCAAGUCGAGCCUCAGUUCGGAAAGGCGUUUUUCAGAGAUGAUUUUUCGUAGAAGUUUGAAAUGAAUCUAUUAUAAUGCUCAUAUAGGAGUCGACGAUAGAAACGGUCGAGUUCCACGUGAAGAUUUUCGCCGAAAUGGACGCUCUGGCAGCGCCCGAAACUAUUUUGGCAAGUAGCACCUCCACCAUUCCAGCGUCACAGUUCACCGAACAUUUGAAGAAUAGGUCAGCUUUUCAAAAUGGAACUGUCAGAUAUAGUCGAUUCAACCCGACUUGAAAGGCGAGGGAGGCAGAGAAAAGGGCGGGACGCGUAAGCGGUUCUUGGCACGAGUUCAAUUCAACCUCCAGCGACUUUUUAGAGCUUAUUUAUGGCUCUUUUCAUUUCUUUUUCAAUUCGUUAUUGACUUUUUGCAUUUUUGCAUUGAAAAUAGUAGAAUAGAUACAAAAAGAGCGAUGAUACAGCUUUUUAAAUAGUCGGUCACGGCGUUUUUUUUUUUGACGACUCAGGCACUGGUGCGCGCACGCGCGGGGGUACUGAUUCUUUUUUUCCCUUUUCCACUGAAAUACGGUUUUGAAAAAAAUAUUUUUUUAUAUUUUUGUGAAACUACCCAGUGCCCCUGCUCACUUUUUAAAAAAAGUUGUUCCGAGCAUUCUCAAACAAAUUUAUGAAAAAUUGCCAAGUGAAACUUUGAUAUUUCAUAUUUUUUUGUGCAAUCUAAUUGUUAUAAACUGGUGCAGAGCAAUGAUAAGAGAUGAAUAGACAUGAAAAAUAUUAAAAUUAUAACUUUUCAAUUAGUUAAAAAGCUAAAAAACAAGAAAGACACCCCGCGCGUGCGCGCAGCAGGCGGCGCGCAUGCGCACUUUUGGCAACAAACACGCGCCGUCAGUGCCUGAGGACGCUGCCCUAUAUUUUUUCCGUGAAGUUUAGUGUGUCGUGUGCAUACACUGCGGCGCUCUCGCACAUGCCGUGUUCAAAGUAAUUUAUGCAAAAUUCAAGAUUAUCUCCGAAUUUCCGACAAUCAGUUAUAUUUUUCACUCUCUGGUGGCUAUUUGGAGUUUCGCGGAAUCAAUUUGAACACGGCAUGUGCUUAGAAAAAAUCCGUUUUUUUUAAAUGAGAGUCGAUUCGUCUCAUGACCAAUUUAACUUGCGUCUUUAAUUUUCCCUAUUGUUGACGCUUGUUCCCCAUGACGUCACAUGGGAACGGCGGAGGUUUUGACUCCGCCGCUUUCAUUUUUGGUUUUGCAUUUUCGCUAGAAUUGUACUCUUGCCAAGAACCGCGUACGCACACGCUACGCGUCCCGCCCUUUUCUCUGCCUCCCUCGCCUUUCAAGUCCAGAUGGAUUGACUAUAACAAAGAACUUCCGAAAUACAGAGAGAGAUGUUUGGUAGUGCACCCCGUGAAUCCGCCGCUAUUUUUGCCGCUCACCGAACUUGUCCCUGCGCCGUGGACUUCUGAGUCGACGCUCCACACGGCGACCACCUUGAUGACGAGCAUUGGCCAGGCACAUACUAUCAAAAACGUCAAGAAGACUUCGUCAUUCCUUUUAGGAGCCGAUCCGUCUCAACCGGGAAGUGUUGGGUUUCGGCGUGAACCGGCUGCAGUUCGCGAUCAUGGCCGAAGCGUGGCGCCUGGUCGCCGACGACGUUCUUUCUCCAGAAGACGUCGACAAGGUUGUAGAAGACAUUCAGUUGUCACGCACUUCUUCAGAUCAUGAGCGCAGGCCUCGGUCCAAGGUACGCCUUCAAUGGUCCCUGGGCGACGACGCAUCUCAACGCGUUCGGAAUCCGCGACUACUGGAAGCGCUAUGGUCCUGGAGCGCGACGAGUUCUUGCCGACUUUGGUCCGACGCCUUCUUUCGAAGAAGAGCACGUCAUCGAAAAACUCGAGCGUUCUUUGAACGCCUCGAUGCCGCUCGACAGUCUGAAGACGUUCAUGGCGAAUCGAGAAGAGUCUUUAGCCAAGAUCGCCAAGCUCAAGAAAGAGUAA